AUGGGCACCAUGCGAGAGCCAAGGGACACUGGACUUCAAACGGCCCAGGUCGAAACCGUGAUUCCCGAAAAGAGCCUUAAUCCCCAGAUGAUGAACGAAGGCGAGCUUCAGAGUCCAUAUCAACUUGGGUGGAAAACUCUCUUGGCCUUGGUGACCCUGUCAAUGGGAAAUGUCUGCGCUGCCUUGGCAAACACGACCAAUACAACCAUUAAAUUUCAAGUCGCGACACUAGCCAAGACGCCAGGCGAUUCUGCGCUUGCUUCGUGGAUUUCCAAUGGCAAUUUUCUCCUUACUCUCGCCAUGGGUCCCAUUUUUGGGUCUCUCGGUGAUCGGCUAGGAAAGAAAUGGUUUCUCGUGGGAGGCGCUCUGCUCGGCGUUGUCGGGUCCACGAUCUCGGGAUCGGCCAACAGGAUUGCGGCCAUAGUGGGAGGGAACAUCCUUACUGGCAUUGCAAAUGCAGGCUGUAUUGUAUCUAUCUCGUGCAUCCAAGAAAUCACACCCAACAAGCAUCGUCCGUGGGCAAUGGGCGUCUCUCAAGCUAUGGCCAGCGCGUUUGUCGUUCUAGGAACAUUCCUCGCCGCCGCAUUUGUUAGAGAUAAUGUUGGAGGCCUGGGAGGAUGGCGAUGGGCUUACUAUUUCAACGGAAUCAUAUAUGGUCUCACAGCAGUGGCUAUCGGGGUAAGCUACUUCCCACCUCGGCCCGUACUCGGUCGGCAUCAAGUUCGCAGGGAGAUCAUCACCGGCGUGGAUUACCUUGGUAUUCUUCUCAUGGCAGGUUCCUUUGCCUCCCUUAUCACUGGCCUUACCUGGGGCGGCACCACAUACCCUUGGGACUCGCCCCGAAUUAUUGCUACGCUCACGGCAGGAUGCGUGGGACUUGCCUUCUUUGGGCUGUAUGAAGCAUUCAUGGUGAAAGAGGGCAUCCUUGAUCACCGUCUGUUCCAGACAAGGAACUUUCCCAUCUUGAUGCUUGUGUGCGCAAUUGAUGGGAUGCUUCUCCUGGGCGUCAAUGUUGCCUUCUCCCAGGAGGCAUACGAUCUGUUUACACAGGAUGCAGUUGGCAUUGCUACUAUUAUUUCACCUUACCUUAUCCUAUCAACCUUUGGUUGCAUCCCGGCUGGAUGUAUCAUGGCCUUUACGAGGUCAUACCGAGCUUUUCUCGUUGCUGCGUUGAGUUGGUGUGCGCUUUUCACAGGGCUAAUGGGUCUGGUUACCGCUGGAAGAAAGAGCUGGUCGUAUGCUUUUUCAGCCCUUUUCGGUGCCGGCACUGCCGUGACGACGACCAUCCCAGGUAUGCUUUUCCCUUUAUUUGAGCUAAGCUAUGAAAUCUAUACUAACGGCACAUACAAAGUCACCGCUCUUGCUCUGUCUAUCCCAUCAUACCUGAUGGGAACAGCGGUUACAGUUUCGAUUUCCUGCAGAGCUCUCGGGGGCAUUGUCGGCAUCACAGUCUUUACAUCAGUCUAUAACAACAAAUAUGCUUCAUAUGUUGGUCCGGAGAUCGCGGCUGACUCGCACGCCGCCGUUGAUACCGUGGCAAGUGCCAAGGCUUGGAGAGACGUGUGGAUUGUUAUUGCUUGUUUGGUCGCCGUAAAUGCGGUUGUGGCUUGUUUUUUGAAGAGCGUCAAGUCGAUGAUGAAUGACCAUGUCGAGUCUUCGCUGGAGGAUAGCAAGGUCAGACGGGAGCAGAAGAUCUAG
Messenger RNA from Metarhizium acridum CQMa 102, 1698 nucleotides. Lineage: Eukaryota; Fungi; Ascomycota; Sordariomycetes; Hypocreales; Clavicipitaceae. The record is from RefSeq and is a predicted model, not a curated record.